AUGAAUCUCCUCGGAAUCCAUCAAUCCGCUUCAAAGCCCAGCCUCGUCUCUUCUUUUUGGAGUAUACAUGCACAACUACCGAAUGGUGAAACGGACAGCUUGGAUAUGAAAAACUGUUCCCUCAUCUCAUUGCCAGACGUCUCCGCGCAAGAACAUAAAAAGUCGAAAGUCUCGAGGAGUUUAACGGAUUUACGAGAUGACUGUAUGAAUUUAUCAGUUUUGUUUACGAGUCGAGAACACGAGGAUCUUCAUCACGUAAAAGGCAAAGAAAACAUCAGUGUCAACAUCCAAGAAUGGCUUCAGAAUGUGCAACCUGGUGCCGCUCCACCUGAAAAUAAAACG
Mesorhabditis belari is the source of this 342-nucleotide messenger RNA. NCBI's taxonomy places the organism in Eukaryota, Metazoa, Nematoda, Chromadorea, Rhabditida, Rhabditidae. The record is from the annotation of a GenBank genome assembly.